AUGGUUUUGCAAGCAGCUGGAGCUGGCAUAGCAAUCUUUGAGUCAACUAGUAAGGACUCACUGAUGGCAUCAAAGUAUGUCCCAAAAGCUUUGAUGGUUGACACCAACAGUAGCAUCUUCAUCCUAUGUGCUAACUGUAGCAUCACCACCAACAGCAACAAAAACAAUGAAAAGAGUGACCCACAAAACAAGACAGACAGCAAUGUAGCAGCUGGCCAAAUCUCAUAUGUCACACAAGCAAAGAAGAGCAUAGAUGCCAAGCAGACCAAGCAGAAAAGACAACAACUUCUCCAAAAACCAACUGGCCCAUCUGAGUACGAAUUUGUCUACUUCCUAGCCAAACGAUACAUUAAGUAUCAAGAAAUGAGAAAGAUUCUCAGUUCCUUCAACAUGCCCACUUCCUGCAUUCUUGAUAUUCAAUUCCCAGCCAGAUGGACUGUUGCCCUUCUCAUAAUUGGGGAGUUUCAUGAAGAACUCAGUGCACUGCUUGGAAAAGCCAAGGUUGUCCCGCUGGGAAACUUUAAUCUGAUCACAUCAGACAUAAUCGCAGAUCUCAAGUUGAAGGAAGAGGCGAUCAAGGUUAGGGCAAGAAAAGCCCAGAACCUAUUUGACACAUGCCUGAUCAAGGCAAGUCUCUGCAUGUCAACAUAUCUUGGUCAUAGUGACAUCUGCCAUUUCUCAUCCAAAAGGGCUGUAGUAAAGAUCUUGCAGACUGCAGUUUCUGGCUACCCGCAGAGCCAAAAAACUAUCAGCACCACCACCUCCAUAGCCCCAACCAACAACAUGAAUGGCAUAGAAUCCACCAAAAUGUCAAUCAUCAGAACACAUGAAUAG
This is a messenger RNA of Phycomyces blakesleeanus NRRL 1555(-), 834 nucleotides long. RefSeq lists its product as hypothetical. The record is from RefSeq and is a predicted model, not a curated record. The coding region runs from base 1 to 834 and encodes 277 amino acids. The transcript has 2 exons. Lineage: Eukaryota; Fungi; Mucoromycota; Mucoromycetes; Mucorales; Phycomycetaceae.